CCAUAUAAUGAAGGCCAAACGAACCGCAAACAGCACCAAAUAGCUUUCAGCUUUUUAUCUCCUACCUUCUUAUUUCUUCUGCUCUGUUGUUCCGAUCAUGGUGUUGCUAGACAAAGGCCUCUCAACUGCCAUGAACACGAAAAUAAUUGGCUCGGGCAGCGAAGCCAUAGUUCUCGCACAUGGGUUUGGAGCAGACCAGUCGGUGUGGGACAAAAUCCUUCCCUACUUGGCUCAACAUUACCGGGUUCUUGUUUUCGACUGGACCUUUUCUGGCGCCGUUGAAGAUCACUCCCUCUUCAAUCCUGUCAACUACUCUUCGUACGAUGCUUUUGCGGAUGACUUGAUCGCUCUCCUAGAUGAGAUGAACCUUCAAUCUUUGAUCUUUGUUGGGCAUUCCAUGUCCGGUAUGAUUGGCUGCAUCGCUUCCGUCAAAAGACCCGAGCUUUUUAAGAAGCUCAUACUCAUCGGAGCUUCUCCAAGAUACAUAAAUAUCGAUGAUUAUGUGGGAGGAUUUGAAAAGUCAGACGUUGAGCAGCUCCUCUCAAACAUUGAAUCCGAUUAUCACAAUUGGGCUACAGGAUUUGCUUCUCUUGGGGUGGACACAAAAGAUCCCCCCUCGGUUGAAAAGUUUUCGAAAUGCUUGAAAAGAAUGAGACCAGAAGUGGCACUUUCCUUGGCUAAAACUGUGUUUUACAGCGAUGAACGAGACGUUCUUGACAAGGUUGUCACCCAAUGCACUAUCAUUCACACCACCAAUGACUUUGCCGUCCCAAAUUCAGUGCCAUCCUACAUGCAAAAGAAAAUCAAGGCAAAAUCGACUGUGGAGAUCAUUGACGCUGACGGCCAUUUUCCACAGCUAACUGCUCACCUCCGCCUCCUUGAUGUGCUACGGAGUGUCCUGGGCUUUGAUAUUCCUCUUACUAAUUAAGAGCAUAAGCUGAUAUGUGUGUGUAUGUGUGUGUGUGUGUGUGUUCACGUUCUUAGUUGAGAUCCACAGUAAUUACGUGUCAAAAUUAUUAGGAUUUUGACAGAUAAUAUGAGAGAUUUCAGGGUUGCCUGACUACCUAAUCAGGUAGGCCAGGCGAGUAUCAUAUGAAAAUUUUCUCAUAUUAUUUGUUCAAAUUACUGGUAAUUUGGACUAAUAAUUGUUAUGAAUCCUUAUCCUCCUAAGUUUAUGAAAUAGUAUGAUCAAAAAUAAAUGCCCAUGUAUAUCUUUAUGGAUAACUUCAUGGGAUAGAAGUAGGAAAUGGUUUGGCCUUGAAUGGUGUGUCGUUGUCUUUAUUAUAGUUUUAGUUGUUGGGAUUUAAAGCUUUGUGAAUUACUUUAUCGAUCUUGGUCUUUUUGUCUUCUUGAAUGACGUGUUGCUUGUAAACAAACUGGUGGAAUGAAAAUAUUAACUGCUUCUA
This is a messenger RNA of Alnus glutinosa, 1406 nucleotides long. Its product is annotated as strigolactone esterase D14-like. The record is from RefSeq and is a predicted model, not a curated record. Lineage: Eukaryota; Viridiplantae; Streptophyta; Magnoliopsida; Fagales; Betulaceae. The transcript has 2 exons. The coding region runs from base 98 to 928 and encodes 276 amino acids.